CGUGGCGGCAUUUUUUGCUCUUCGCGCUCGCCCUCGCGUAUAACCUAACCAACAAUCAAAAAGAAAAGGAGCAGAAAAGAAAUAUCAUAAGUAGCGACUUUGGUAGUGAAACGUCGUCGCCGUCGCGAUGCCUAUUUUCCGAGCCAACAGAUAGUACAUAAGAAAAGGAACUAUUCGAGCGUGAAGCGAGACGGCAGAGUUGUCGUCCACGAGUGAAGGAAGGAUAUAUUACAAGGAAAAAUGAGGUUACUUUUAACGAGUAUAUGGCUUCUGCUGGUUAUUUCUAUCAACUCCGUCUUCGCCUGGGACACUGAACAGCUUGAGGUUUUUGACGUCGUCGAGGAAGUCAAUCAGAAUUUCUACGAGCUUCUUGGCGUGCCACAGAAUGCUUCUUUACAAGAUGUCAAGAAAGCUUUUCGAAGGCUAUCGUUGGUACUCCAUCCUGAUAAGAAUGAUGCUGAGGAUGCAGAAGUGCAAUUUAGAAAUUUAGCAGCAGUUUAUGAUGUCCUUAAGGACCCUAAAAAAAGGGAACAUUAUGACAAUGUUCUCAUUAAUGGACUGCCAAACUGGCGGUCUGGUGUAUAUUAUUAUCGUUAUGUUCGGAAAAUGGGCUUAUUAGAGACAAGUAUUACUCUACUGAUUAUAAUAACCAUUGGUCAGUAUUUGUGUUCUUGGGCAGCUUAUCUUGAAAAAAGAUAUACAUAUAAAGAAGUGUUAGGUAGUAAAUUACAAAAGUUACAAAAGAAGAACCGAAAGACGAAGAUGGAUGUUCCAGACUUGGCAGACAUAUUGGAAAAAAUUCCAACUCCUAGCAUGUGGAACACCUUACCAUUUCAAUUGCCAAAGUGGAUGUAUACCUCGAUUGUUGGUAUUCCGUCCGCCAUUCGUAGUAUACAUAGAAUUUUAGAGGAGCGAAAGCAAAGGAAAAAGCAGGAGGAAGAAGAGGCUCUUAAAGCACAAGAAGAGGAGGAAGAGCCGGAGCCAAUACCGCGUGGACCAAGAAGACGAAGGCAAGGAUUCACGCCGCAAGAGCGCAGUGAACAACCUAUUCGAGAAAACUAUAACAAAAAGCCAAAUGAGACGUUGAGUAAUCAUGUCAUGGAAAAGCAAAAAGUUGGCGGGGGUCUAUGGACCGACGAUGACAUACUUGAGCUGAUCAAACUCGUUAAGAAAUUCCCUGGUGGCAUUCCAGAUCGCUGGGAAAAAAUCGCUGAUACAAUGAAUAGAACUGUUGCCGAAGUUACACAUAUGGCCAAAAAAGUGAAAGAUGAGGGCUUGAAACCCAAUCAACCAACCGAAGAAGUUCCUGUUGACGAAGCUCCCAAGAAAGUGAAAACACGCGCUGAAGUUACUGAUAAUAUCACUGAGUGGAGUCAAGACCAACAAAAAGCACUUGAGGGUGCAUUAUUAAAGUAUCCAAAGACAGGUUCGUCAGACAGAUGGGAGAAAAUCGCUUCAUGCAUUGAAGGCAAAACGAAGGAAGAGUGUCAAGCUCGUUACAGAUAUUUAGUCGAAGUGAAUAAGUCGCAAGAAAAAUCAGAAGAGGAGUCGCGGGAGAACUCGCACGAUAAACCGCAAGAAAAAUCGGGAGAGGAGUCGCAGGAGGAUUCGCGGAAGACGGAGGAGGAAGAGGAGGCGAAGCCGCGGCCCAUAAGUGCCGACGGCCACGUGGCCGUAUUCCCGACCUGCGACAAGCACAAAGUCCCUAUUCCGAAGCGAACGCCGAGAGAAAAAUACCUGAUAACGAGCAUAACGCUCAUGGUGGUCUCGUAUUAUUUCUGGAUGUUCACUGGAACCUGGCUGGCCUUCAACGAUACGUUCGACAAAUAUGCCACUUAUCUGAAUCUUACGCGGUCCGUGCACGUAUUCAUCAUUGACAUGGGCUCGGAGGGCAGUCGCAUCAGCUACUUCGAGUUCCACGUGCACGCCCUGACGGAUAAUCUAGUAUUCGACCAGGGGGCAUACACCGAGGCUACGCCCGGACUGAGCACCUUCUUCGACGAUUCCGAGAAGGUAGUGGAAUCGCUGAAUAGAUUGGUGACGCAAGCAAGAGACACGUUGCCAAAGGAACUUUGGAGGUCAACGCCAAUAUGGCUGAGAACUUCCGAGGGUCUGACCCUGAUGCCCUUGGAAAAAGCACACAUCAUUCUCGAUGAGUGCAGUCGCGUGUUGAACAACUCGGGUUUCAUGGUCGACGACGAUUCGGUCGACGUCAUAAGAGGCAGCGACAAGGCCAUCUAUUCGUGGUUGACCAUCAACAUGCUAAUAAGAGCAUUCACGAAUCGGCCCUUCACGGUCGCCGCUUUCGACUUAGACGGUUUCUCGAACAACGUGGCCUUCGCCGUGGAUUCCAAAACCAUCGAUCCCAGGUACGGGAAGAAGUUGUACCACGUGAGCGCCUACAAUCGAAACUUCACCGUCUAUGCCGACAGCUUCUUGACCAUGGGGAUGUUCGUCGCAAGGAAGAGAAUAUUGACUCAUCGGGACAAUAACAGAAAUAACAAAGUGCCGUACGCAAACGUGACGACCAUUCACCUGAAGUCCGAGUGCAUCUCUCCAUCUAUACCCGAAAUCGUGUGGAAUUUCCGUAAAAAAACUCUCAUCGUGAAACCACUGAUUGAUGAUCGCCACGCGACCGAUAGAAUAAUCAAGUGCUUAGAAAUUGUUCGCAAAGUCGUUAAGAAGGUUAUCCCCUAUCCAUUACCAAUUCACCCAACGCAGAGGGUUUACGCGUUCUCGAAUUACUUUGAUCGGCUGCAGGAGGUUAAAUACUUACAGCUCAGUAAAGGUGCAAGAGUGACCGUUGGGCACAUUCAGAACUUAGCUGCAAAGGCUUGUGAACAACCUGACUUGAUGCAUCCAUUCAUGUGCUUAGAUUUGUCCUUUAUAUAUGUCUUACUUCACGAUGGAUUCGGUCUUCAUUUAACAAAACAAAUAAUUGUAACAAAUUAUAUUGAAGGUCAAAAUUUGGAUUGGGCAUUAGGUGCUGCAUACAAAGUACUUCAAAACAGAAUGAAAUAGUGACUAGCUCUUCGUUUUAGAUUCCAAGGUGCUUUAUACACUCAAGCGAAUUAUUACAUUUAUAAAUAUAUGACCCUUCCAUGAUAAUAUAGAAGGUUUUAACGAUCUGGAUCUGUGCGAUUGGACGUUGUAACUUUUAAACGAGUAACCGUUUGCAAUAUAAUAUCGAUUGUGUAUAAUGUGCCAAUAAAUAAUGUGACUUCAUCGAAUUAAAAAA
This is a messenger RNA of Phymastichus coffea, 3238 nucleotides long. RefSeq lists its product as uncharacterized. The record is from RefSeq and is a predicted model, not a curated record. Gene Ontology annotation, cellular component: endomembrane system. The coding region runs from base 241 to 3021 and encodes 926 amino acids. Gene Ontology annotation, molecular function: hydrolase activity. NCBI's taxonomy places the organism in Eukaryota, Metazoa, Arthropoda, Insecta, Hymenoptera, Eulophidae. The transcript is spliced from 10 exons.